CUUGCCCGGGACUGCACACACUCUUCCCAGCUGCUGCCGAGAUGAAGGCCCUACUCAGCCUCCUCCUCCUCCUCCAGCUGCUCUUUGCCAUGAGCCAGGCCCAGUGCCCGGCCCCUGCGGACCUGAAGAACCCCAACGGCACCAGGAUCUGCUCCCAGAUGUAUACCGACGACAGCCCCUACUAUGACCUGUGCUGCGCGGGGAGCGUUCUGGUGGUGCCAGCUGGGGAAGACCAGCCCUACAUGCCCACAGCUUUCAACAACAAGAUCUCCUCACUGGUGGUGGCAACGCGCUGCGAGCUCACUGUUUGGUACAAGAAGGGUAAAACUGGCAGCACGCGAAAAUUUAAAACGGGGGCCUAUCCUCGGCUCCAAGAAUACAAAAGAGGGCUCUUUGGUAACUGGAACGACGCCAUCUCCGCUUACUACUGCAAGUGCACCUGAAUUGGCCAAGCUGGCGCGGAAGGAGCCGAGAAGGGAGCUGCCACCACCCUGCCCGCCCUUGCCAAGGUGACCCCCGGAGCCCCCAGUGUCUGAAGGUCCGAUGCAAAUGUGCGGACACCGCCUUCCCAGAAUCUCCUCUCCUGCCCACGUCUCAUAACAGCAGCAGAGCAAAACCGAAGAUCUCGGCGUCCCGAUGAAAGGGAGACCUGGAAUCCGCUCUGCAGCAGGCAAGAAUUGGCAGGUUCCCCCUGUGAACUGGAGCAUCAAGAUAAGGCAGAAAAACAAGAAGGAGGCGUGGAUUAGUGUCCAGCUCCCCCUGUUAACAGCGGCGGCAAAUGUAUUUGAUCGGCCAAGGACCUUCUUCUCCACUUCGAGCACGGUCAGGUUUGUCACCUUGUGUGGAAGAUUUGUUCCCGCGGAUGCCUUAAGAUCUUUCACGCAGCGCUUUGUUCUCCUCUCCUCCAACUUCAAAGGCAUUUCCCUCCCCAAGAGCCACUUGGAGCAGAUGGCCCUUCCGUCUCAGCCCAGCCUUUAUUGUCGUGCCUUGCCAUUGGAAACAUAAUUAAAAGCAUGGAAACGUGACUCUCAAAA
Molecule: messenger RNA, 1034 nt
Organism: Python bivittatus (Burmese python)
Lineage: Eukaryota; Metazoa; Chordata; Lepidosauria; Squamata; Pythonidae
Gene: SYCN
Product: syncollin
Biological process (GO): exocytosis
Cellular component (GO): secretory granule membrane
Source: RefSeq, a predicted model, not a curated record